Molecule: messenger RNA, 816 nt
Organism: Schistosoma rodhaini
Lineage: Eukaryota; Metazoa; Platyhelminthes; Trematoda; Strigeidida; Schistosomatidae
Source: the annotation of a GenBank genome assembly
AUGUUACUAUUUAUUAUCAUUUUUAUUUAUUCUAUAAACUAUUUCAUUUUAUAUACAAAUGAAUCAUUUAUUAUUAUUGAUGAUGGUAUAUUACGUAAUUUUUGUCAGGCUAAUGAUGUAUGUAAUCAAUUGAAUACAAUUCAUGAAAAAUAUUUUUUAAUGGGUUUAAAUUAUCCACAAUGGUUACCAGGUAAAAAUUAUACAAAUAAAAUAUUUUGGACAAGUAUUGUAUAUUUAUUACCGGAAAUAAUUAAAACACCCAAUACUAAAAUGAUAUUACGUGAUGCCAACCCUAACCCUAACAGUAAUAAUAAUAAUAAUAAUACAACUAUAAUAGUAGAUAAACAAUCCUUAAUCAGUCCAUCUGGUAUUUUACAUUUUACAAAUACAAUUAAAUUACAAUCCAAUUUAUUAACAAACAAAAAAAAUUAUUCUAUUGUAUGUGAAUUAUCAUUAAAAGGUAUACAAAUGAUGACAAGAUUUAAAUAUCAAUCAUUUACAAAAUUAUUCAAUUUUAAUUAUUUAAAUAAUAAUCCAAAAUUUGAUUCUUGUUAUAAUCAAAUUCGAGCGGCUAGUUUAAAUGAAUGUUUAUACAAGUGUUCCAUGACGGAAGAAUGUCGAAUGAUUUAUUAUUCUAAAGAAAAACAUGUCUGUGUUCAAAUGUUACAUGUUUAUGCUUUAUUACCAACAUUAUUUUCACGUUAUUCUAUUGCUUGGGAAAGUUAUAUCAAACAAAUUGUUUAAUAUUGUUUUAUUUCACUUGAUGUUGUUUAAUUGUAUCUUCCCAUUGUUAGGACGAAACGCCCGUCCUGGAUU